This is a messenger RNA of Lodderomyces elongisporus, 900 nucleotides long. It is a transcript of the gene RBD2, whose product is annotated as putative rhomboid protease. The coding region runs from base 1 to 900 and encodes 299 amino acids. The record is from RefSeq and is a predicted model, not a curated record. Gene Ontology annotation, cellular component: membrane. Gene Ontology annotation, molecular function: serine-type endopeptidase activity. NCBI's taxonomy places the organism in Eukaryota, Fungi, Ascomycota, Pichiomycetes, Serinales, Debaryomycetaceae. The transcript has a single exon.
AUGAGUGCCAGUUUCAAUGAACUAUAUCAAAAAUUUAAAAAGACGCCUGCUUUAACUGCGGGACUAGUUGUUUUCACCUUCUUUUUAUGCGUUUUAAAGACCACAUUUGGAGUCACUUUUCAAAGCUUGAUCUUGUAUCCGAGAUCGCCCUUGGAUCUCAAUCUCAAUGCCAUCUCGCUUUAUAGCUUGGUCCAUAUUGGAUAUUUGCACUGGCUAUUCAAUAUUUUGUCAAUCUUCACACCUUUAGCCUUGUUUGAAAAAAGGCACGGAACUGUAUAUACCGGGAUCACAUUGAAUUUGUUGACUGUUAUUGCAGCCGUCCAAUAUUGUAUAGUGGGUCUUGUGUUUUACCCUGAAACAGGAGUUGCUGGAUUAUCCGGAAUUGCAUUUUCCUUCUUUGCUUAUAUGGCUUAUCAAGAGCACAAAUUUAAACCAGUAAUGGAAUCAUUUAAUAUCGGCUCAGUGGAGAUCAAGAUUUAUACCUUGUCCAUCCCAUUCAUUGUUGCUUUGGUGUUUAUGAUUAUCUUUCCAGCUAGUUCAUUACCAGGUCACCUAGCAGGUAUCUCGACCGGGUUUUUAUUGGCCAUGGGAUACAUCAAUAAGCUUUACCCACCAUCAAGUGUCAUAUUGAAGAUUGAACAAUGGGUAGCACCAGGAAUCAACCUUUUGGGACCUAUUGUCACAUAUUACAAGGAGGAAGAUGCAUUACAUGUGAGAAACGUGGGAUACACGCCUUUAUUGGUUGACGAUAUUGAGAGUCUGGCCACUGCUUCAUCUUCAAGUGGAAUAACUUCUGUUGGAGGUAACGUUCAAGCAAGUUCUGGCCUUGCUGUUCCACCUACUCGAGCAUCUCGCUCUUCAUCAUACGUAAGAGAAAGCAGGGUCUUAGGUGAAGCAUAG